Molecule: messenger RNA, 1427 nt
Organism: Setaria italica (foxtail millet)
Lineage: Eukaryota; Viridiplantae; Streptophyta; Magnoliopsida; Poales; Poaceae
Product: NDR1/HIN1-like protein 13
Exons: 1
Coding region: 260-1138 (292 amino acids)
Cellular component (GO): plasma membrane
Source: RefSeq, a predicted model, not a curated record
GUCUCACUUCUCAGGAAAUAUUUUAUAGCAGCGAAGUAGGAAGAGCGUGAGAUGACCGUUUCCCUCGUGUCCCUUUCUUUCGUCGUCUCCGAUCAUCUCACGCGCUAGCUCGCUGCUGCUCUUUCCACUCGUCCGUCGUCGCCAUCAACAACCAACGCAUACAUUACAUAAACGCCGCGGCCAACGUUCUCUUCUCCAUUUCCAUUUCGUCGCCUCUGCUCGGCUCAGUCAGCGAGAGCUCAGCUCGCAACAACUCCCCAUGGCCGACCGCGUCCACCCCAUGCCGGCGCCACCGUCUCGACGACCCGACCAACCAUCAACCGCCGACGCCGAAGCCCCCGCCGCCGGCGCGGCGGAAGCGGCCACGGAGACCACGCCGCUGCAGCUGCACCCGUCGUUCCACGAGCGCCCGCUCUCGCCGCCCCCCGGCACGUACAUCAUCCAGGUGCCCAAGGACCAGGUCCUCCGCGUCCCGCCCCCGGACCGCGCGCGCCGCUACAAGAAGCUCGCCGCGCGCCCGGCCCGGCGCCGCCUCCUCCGGCGCGCCUGCUGCUGCUCCUGCGCCGCCGUCCUCCUCCUGCUCCUCCUCGCCGCCGCCUUCGCCGGCGCCGUGUACCUCGUCUUCCGCCCCCGCGCGCCCACCUUCUCCGUCGCCUCCCUCUCCAUCCGCGGCCUCGACAACCUCACCGCCCUCUCGUCCUCCUCGACGCUCUCCCCCGAGCUCGACGCCGCCGUGCGCGCGGACAACAGCCGGAACAGGAAGGUGGGCAUCGACUACCGCGGCGGCGGGAGCGUCACGGUCUCCUACGCCGGCGUGCAGCUCGCCACGGGGCGGUGGCCGGCGUUCCGGCAGCCGCCGCGGAACGUGACGGUGUUCGCGGCGGCGAUGAGGGGCCAGGGCGUGCGGCUCACGGAGGAGCAGGCGAGGCAGCUCGCCGCGGAGGAGGCGGCGGGCGCCGUGCCGCUGGCGGUGGAGGCGAGGGUGCCCGUGCGGCUGCGGUUCGGGAAGGUGCUGCGGACGUGGACGGUGGACGUGAAGGCGCGGUGCGACGUGGCCGUGGACAGGCUGGCCGGGAACGCGGCGGCGGUGAACAGGGGGUGCAGGGUCAGGGUCAAGCCGCUCUGGUGGUGGUGGUGAUCGCUCAUCGCCGGCGGCGAUCGUGACUGGUAAUUACUAGGAGCAACGGUGCAUUGAUCACAGAGAUUACUGCCAGGUUAUCUGUGAAGAAUUUUCUAGAGAAAUUUUUUUGGGGUGUAUGAUAUUUGGAGUCUAUGUCAAGUGUGAAGGAAGGCUGUCGGUAAUUCAGUAUACAGGAUGCACCACCGGUUGCAUCAGAUGUUAAUGGUGAGAUGAAUAUUACAGAGAAAUUGAUGUUACUGUACAGAAGAAGAAAAAAAAAAGAAAGGAUUACUGCAUCAUUGUACUU